AUGCAUUGUGUAGGGGGCACCGAUAAAUGCACAAGAGAUGAGGUGGAAGGAUCUGGUCCGGAGGAAGGGACCAUUGAACAGGAACCAUUUGUCAGUCAGUCGGAAGAACAUACUGACCAGAAGCAGAAGUCCAUGGAGGAGCCCCCACGUGAGGAUGGUGCCCUAAUGGCUUCACCCUGCCCAUCACCCAACCAGGAGAAGUCAGUGGGACAUCCAAAGCCUGCAGUGGAGCACCUGUCACCAGGAGGGAAAAGACUGGAGCUCAGCACUGACCUGCGCAGGAGAGCCUUCAUAUUGUGCAAAGAGUACCUGAGAGGAGCCUGGACCAGCAUCCAGCCCCAGCACAUGAGGGUGUCUGUGGUCAGUGGCGGUCUCAGUAACCUGUUGUACAAGUGCAGUCUCAUAGACACGGUACAGACCCAGUCCGAUGAGCCACGACAAGUUCUUUUGCGGCUGUAUGGAGCUAUCCUGCAGGGUGUGGAUUCUCUUGUUUUGGAGAGUGUCAUGUUUGCAAUACUUGCUGAACGAUCACUGGGUCCUCAUUUGUAUGGCGUGUUCCCACAAGGUCGUCUGGAAGAGUACAUUCCAAGUCGGCGACUGGUGACCUCAGAGCUCAGUGACCCAGAGAUCUCUAGUGAGAUUGCUGCCAAACUGUCCAGGUUCCACAAGAUGGAGAUGCCAUUUAACAAGAAGCCGGUGUGGUUGUUUAAGACUAUGGAGAAGUACAUGUCUCAGAUUUCCUCUCUUUCCUUUACAAAAGCUCCUCUUGUGGAGAAGUUCAACAAGCUGAAGAGCUUCCAUUUGGAGAAAGAAAUGCAGAGGCUGAAACUUCUUUUGGAAUCCACUCCAUCUCCUGUAAUGUUCUGUCACAACGACGUUCAAGAAGGAAACAUUUUGCUACUGUCAGCUCGUUCAUCCCACCCGUCAGACAAGCUCAUGCUCAUUGACUUUGAAUACAGCAGCUACAAUUACAGAGGAUUUGACAUUGGGAAUCACUUCUGUGAAUGGGUAUACAAUUAUCAACAUGAUGAGUGGCCAUUUUACAAAGCAGAACUGAGCAACUACCCAGACCGACAGCAGCAGCUCCACUUUUUCCACUAUUACCUGUUGGAAUGUAAUCCAGAGCUCAAUGAGGAGGAUCGGCGUGUUCAGGAAGAGGCAAUGGUUAUUGAAGUGAACCGGUUUGCCUUGGCUUCACACUUCUUCUGGGGUCUGUGGUCCAUCCUGCAGGCAAAAAUGUCAACUAUUCCAUUUGGGUACUUGGAUUAUGCUAUCUCACGGUUUGAUGCCUAUUUUCAACAAAAAAAGCUUUGGUCCUAAAUUUAAAAUUAACCUCCAUUUUUCCCUCUUCGCUACUGCAACUGAAGC
Nanorana parkeri is the source of this 1368-nucleotide messenger RNA. It is a transcript of the gene CHKB, whose product is annotated as choline kinase beta. Bases 1 to 1320 code for a protein of 439 amino acids. Lineage: Eukaryota; Metazoa; Chordata; Amphibia; Anura; Dicroglossidae. Gene Ontology annotation, biological process: CDP-choline pathway; phosphatidylethanolamine biosynthetic process. The transcript has 11 exons. Gene Ontology annotation, cellular component: cytoplasm. The record is from RefSeq and is a predicted model, not a curated record. Gene Ontology annotation, molecular function: ethanolamine kinase activity; choline kinase activity.